Molecule: messenger RNA, 1336 nt
Organism: Cavia porcellus (domestic guinea pig)
Lineage: Eukaryota; Metazoa; Chordata; Mammalia; Rodentia; Caviidae
Gene: Pagr1
Product: PAXIP1 associated glutamate rich protein 1
Exons: 3
Coding region: 341-1105 (254 amino acids)
Biological process (GO): positive regulation of cell cycle G1/S phase transition; positive regulation of intracellular estrogen receptor signaling pathway
Cellular component (GO): MLL3/4 complex
Molecular function (GO): nuclear estrogen receptor binding
Source: RefSeq, a predicted model, not a curated record
GGCGGCAGAGUUGAAGUGGCCCAGAACUGCGGGGUUUGGGUAGAGGGCGCUGGUUCCGGGUGUGGCAGAGUGAAGGUGAGAAGAGUGGGCCUGCCCCAGCUCGGAAAGUGGUCCUGGAAUAUCGGCUCGGAGCCUGUGGGGCGGGGCCCUUCCCUGCAGGGUGAUCCAGCGCCCCCUCCAGGGGGCGGGCGCGUUAGCCACGAAGACAGCUGUUGGAACUUGAUUGGCUGCAGAGGAUUUCCUAAAACCUAGGGGAUCCCGGGUGCGCUGGGCGGGGCGUGGCACCUGGGCUUGGUACUCCAGGGUUUCCGGUAUUGCUGGACCCUGUCCCUAGUGGCCCAUGUCUCUUACACGGGGUCAUGGAGACGUUGCGGCCACCACAACGGCGCCUCUAUCUGAAGAAGGGGAAGUGACUUCUGGCCUCCAGGCUCUGGCGGUGGAGGAUGCCGGAGUCCCCUCUGUCUCGGUCAGUAAGACCGAGGAAGAGGGGAGAGAAGGCCAGGAGAAGGCCGAGCGUGAGGGAUCGGGGACCGAGGAAACCAGAGGGGAAGCCUCCAGCGCUGGAAGGGAAGAGCAAGCGGAGGGAGACUCGGAGGACUGGUGCGUGCCCUGCAGCGAUGAGGAGGUGGAGUUGCCUGCGGAUGGGCAGGCCUGGAUGCCUCCGCCCACUGAAAUCCAGCGGCUCUAUGAACUGUUGGCCGCUCACGGUACCCUGGAGCUUCAAGCGGAGAUCCUGCCCCGCCGCCCGCCUACGCCUGAAGCUCAGAGUGAAGAGGAAAGAUCUGAUGAGGAGCCGGAGGCCAAAGAAGAAGAAGAAGAAAAACCACACAUACCUACGGAAUUUGACUUCGAUGACGAACCAAUGACACCAAAGGACUCCCUAAUCGAUCGAAGGCGAGCCCCAGGAAGUUCGACUCGGAGCCAGAAAAGGGAGGCGCGCCUAGAUAAGGUCCUUUCAGACAUGAAGCGACACAAGAAGCUGGAGGAGCAGAUUCUUCGUACUGGGAGAGACCUCUUCAGUUUAGACUCAGAGGACCCCAGCCCAGCCAGCCCCCCGCUCCGGUCCUCAGGGAGUAAUCUCUUCCCCCGGCAGCGGAAAUACUGAAAAACUGACUAUUGCUGCUACUUCCUGCAAGGUGCAGAGAUUGUCCCUGCUAGGGCCUGGUCCCUCCCUUUCUAAAUCAGAACACUGGAAAACUUGGGAAGAGUAAAACCCCAAGCUCCCAACACAGCACCUUGCAGGAAAGAGGAAAUGUGCGUGGAUUUUCUGUUGAAUGUCUCAUUUUGAAACCUGGGAUGGAUUUUCUAAAAUAAAAGGUGCACAGAAUUUUCUUAA